GGAAGGCAGUUCACUUACAAAUCCCAUUCCCGUCGGUCUGGCACUCUCACACAAAAGUGUCUCGCUAGUGUCGUUUAAGCCAACUCCUUGUUAACGGACUAAUUGCGUAAAGGCGCGUGUGUUUCUCCUCAAGCAAUCAAAGUGCUCGCAGUUUACGCAGUCGCUUCUCAAGGAUAACAACAAAAAGAUUUAACAAAAUGUUUAGAUUUCUCGCAUUGACCACAUUGGUGGCACUGACUGUGGCUCAGAACUAUCAUCAGGAUCCAAAAACAGCAGCCAUUAUAAGCGAACAACGCUAUCUGUCCGGCGAUGGCAAAUUUGGCGCUGCUUAUACACAGGAGGAUGGCAUUAACUUUAAAGAGGAAACCGAUGCUGACGGCACACGUCAUGGCAGCUACAGCUACGUAGAUCCCUCCGGACAGCGUCGCACCAUUUCCUACACUGCCGGCAAGAAUGGCUUCCAGGCAUCGGGUGAUCAUUUGCCCGUAGCACCGCCAGCACCACCACAGCCCGUGCCCACCUCCGGCUAUCAGCCUCAGCAGCAGUAUCAGCCUCAGUCGCAGUAUCAGCCACAGCAGCAAUAUCAGGCACCUGCUCCACAGUCCUCGUUCCGCAGCAAUGACUAUGGUGAUGAUGGCUCUUAUGAUACUCGCUAUAACGAUCCCUCUUUCGGCCAGUCGCAGCAGUCGUAUCAACAGCCCGCCCAGCCUCAGUAUCGUCCUGCGCCGGCGCCAGUGCAGCCCGCUUAUAACCCACAGCCUGCCUAUCAGCCCGCUCCUGCUCAGCAGCCACAGUAUCAGCCACAGCAGCAGCAAGCUUACUACACCACAACCACGCCUAAUCCUCAUCGCUUCUCACCACCCGGCAAGCUGUCGCUGAACCGCACACCCGAUGGCUUCACUUACUCCUUUAACAAGGUCUAAGCGCUGGAGAGAGAAUCACAUAGAUUGAGCUUGUUUCUAAUUGUAAUUUAAUAUUAUUUCUUUUAAUUUUACACAUUCAACACGAAACACUCUCUCUUUCUCUUUCACAAGCUGUCUCCUUUUCACACACUCUCUCUCUCUUUCUCUAACUUGCCACAUUUGCUUCCACUUUAUUUAACUAACUGCUUUCGUUGUACUGUUCUGAACUUCAUUAAAAAACUCUUUUGUGAUAUGUAUUAGAAACAACAACAAACAACACAAUUGUUAUAA
Molecule: messenger RNA, 1193 nt
Organism: Drosophila busckii
Lineage: Eukaryota; Metazoa; Arthropoda; Insecta; Diptera; Drosophilidae
Gene: Cpr100A
Product: protein transport protein SEC24
Exons: 3
Coding region: 198-923 (241 amino acids)
Cellular component (GO): chitin-based extracellular matrix
Molecular function (GO): structural constituent of chitin-based larval cuticle
Source: RefSeq, a predicted model, not a curated record